Centruroides sculpturatus (bark scorpion) is the source of this 1270-nucleotide messenger RNA. Its product is annotated as bone morphogenetic protein 2-like. Lineage: Eukaryota; Metazoa; Arthropoda; Arachnida; Scorpiones; Buthidae. Gene Ontology annotation, molecular function: growth factor activity; cytokine activity. Gene Ontology annotation, cellular component: extracellular region. Gene Ontology annotation, biological process: SMAD protein signal transduction; BMP signaling pathway. Bases 249 to 1151 code for a protein of 300 amino acids. The transcript has 3 exons. The record is from RefSeq and is a predicted model, not a curated record.
AGUACGUCAUUUUCCACCUAUUGGCAUACUAAGUAUAUAAGCAUUUCCCCCUAACUGACUACCAGCAGAGACAUCUGGGAAAUCCUGGAAAACCCGAGCCCCACCUCCUUAUCUCCAUUGGAAGAGAAACGACACGUAUACGUUCUCCCUCCCACUUAUUCGUCUUUGCAGUUUAAAAUGAACCUCCACGUGCAACUCGAUUUAUAGAAUGAUGUGGGGAGAAUAAGAACUGUCAUGAGUGUCGGAGGAUGAUCAGGAUAUGGCUGAUCUACCUUAAUUUGGUGGCGGUUUACUGUCUCUCUCGGACUCGUAUCAACUCAAAUAUGGAAUUAGAAGCCUUUAAACGAAUGUUUCUUGAUAACCUUAACAUCAGGAGUGAGCCGGAUAUGUCUAAGGUUAACAUCUCUGUGGAAGAAAUGCGGAGAAUGUUGCUCAUGUAUUAUAGGGAAGAGAAGCUCUUAAAACUAUCGAAAUACAAGUCAAUAGUUAAACACGAAGAAGGAGAAUUAAGAAAAAAGUUGAUGUUUUUCCUACCUCAAAUGUCCCUGUCGGACUUGCAUUCUGCAACUCUACGUUUAUCCAUUCAUCCCAACAAUAGUGGGGUAUUGCAUUUGCUGCAUCAAAAUCAUCUAGUCAACACGCUUAAUCUCAGUACGCAUCGGGGUGAAGAACUUGAUUUGUUCAAGAUAGUGGGCCAGUGGAUCGAGCAACCUGACAGUAAUCAAGGAUUAACAUUAGAGUGCGCGAGUUGCCAAUCUAUUCCUACAGAAGCCACUUUACACGUGGUAUCCCACCGAAGAAUGAAGAGACAGGUUAAAAACAGAAGAUCAAAAUGCAAGAGAAAUUAUGAUUGUUGCUUAAAAAAACUCAAAGUUAACUUUAAAGAGAUCGGUUGGAACUGGAUAUACAGACCAGAAUCUUUCGAUUUUUAUUACUGUAAAGGAAAAUGUCGUAACGAUACUUCUAUACUUAGCCAAAAUGCGUUGAUCAGGAGUAUUUUGAGGAGCAGAAGUAUAAAAGUGCCUAGACUGUGUUGCGCGCCGAAAAGGACAGGUUCUCUCAGGAUUCUACACUACACAGAUUCGGACCCUCCAAAAUUAGUAGUUAGAAAAUUGAAGGGUAUGGUUGUCAAGAGCUGCGGCUGUCAAUAAUAUAUGCAAUGUCAAAUCUCAAGUUUCCUGUGAUAAGAUCUAUUUUUAUUUUAACUUAUAAUUAAAAUAUCAUUAUUAUCUGAUUUUUUUUCACAUAGUGCUGUUUUAUAUUAUAUUUA